Messenger RNA from Pararge aegeria (speckled wood butterfly), 2431 nucleotides. RefSeq lists its product as uncharacterized. The transcript has 9 exons. Bases 228 to 1094 code for a protein of 288 amino acids. NCBI's taxonomy places the organism in Eukaryota, Metazoa, Arthropoda, Insecta, Lepidoptera, Nymphalidae. The record is from RefSeq and is a predicted model, not a curated record.
GCUCCUAAACCGCGCCCGUGUUUUAAUAUUUUUGCUUUUAACACAUAAAUGAGUAAAAUUUACCUAUAAGUGACAGUGUGGCAAUAGGUGCAGGGGAUUUUGACACAUGUGGCACAAGGGAAUAAGGUUCGACACAGCGUGGCAUAAGCCUGGGUAGUUCAGAUUUCUCAUUGUGCGACGGAAUGACAGGGUUGUUUGUUGGCAUGUGACGAGGGCGCGCAAGCGGCAUGCGGGCCGGGCGGUCGAGGCGGGCGGCGCUCGCCGCACUCGCGGCGCUGCUCGCGCUCGGGCCCUGCUCGGCAGAGCUGGAAGUCACCACCUCCGCUGCGUUUGAUCCAUCAAAACGCGGCUCCAUGAUGUAUGGGGACGUUUGCUCAACGGUCAUGGACUGCGGGUUCGCGGAGUCGGUGUGCGACCAGGUUCUAAAGACCUGCCGCUGCCAUCCCGACUUUCAAGCCACCAACCAUGUCGACAAAUGUGGAAAACCGGCUGGCAUCAACGAAACUUGCUCAUUCAAUGAACAAUGCGACGAGAUUGUGCGGAUGACCGAGUGCAGGAACGAGCGCUGUGUCUGUCUCUACGAGAUGGUCGCUGAGCUGAGCGUCGACGGAGGGUUCGUAUGUAACCCGGUGAAGCAGAUAGAUGAACCUAUAAGGACUCUGGAUCCGGCAAUGAUUGGUGUUUUGGUUGGCAUGGCUCUGAUGUUCGUCAUUAUUUGCGUCGUACUCCGUUUGUUUAGCAAAGCCAGAUGGAGGGAAAAUCGCACCAUCUUUAAUACGCCCAACCCUCGUCUCAUGAACGUAUCGCUGCUACGAGAUUCUAAGCUCUUGCAUUCACAGGAUCGCCGAGGGUCUCGUGUGAGCAUGCGUCCACCAUCGAGGCAGGCGAGUCAACAGGAGCUGAGACCACAUUCUCCGAGCCCUGCACGACCCCACCAAAGCCAUCAGAUACACCGAAAACCUUCAGGGUCAAGACGUGGAUCAAGAGCAAGUAGUGGACAUUCUGCGACUUCCUUAAGAUCUGCCACACUAAGAUCUCCCACCGCACAAGGACCCACAUCAGUUACUGUUGAGAUUCGUGCACCCGAUGCUUAAGCCAGAUUACUAAAACACAAGAAUGACAAAUCGUCAACCAAAAUAAAAAUAAAGAUUAAGACGUAAAAAGAGAAAAAUGCUUUAGGUAAAAUUAAAGGUUAAGGCAAAGAAAUGUAAAAAUCAUUUUUAAAAAGAUGUGACUGGAAAAUCCACGCAUUGUUUUGAAAUUUGAAACAACAUUCAGUCCAAAUGCUUACAAUGUUUGUGAUAAACUUCGACAUUAUAUUUAGCUUAUUUAAAAAAAAAACAAAUAUGAAGACUCUUGCCAUUUGUAGCAAUAAGUUGGAGCACUAUUGUGUGUGUUAAUACAGCCACAUAAAAAGUGCCUCUAAAUGAAAUGCGUGAAGUUUGUCGGUCAUAAAAAUUAUAUAUUAUACAUAAGCCAGUAAGUUUAAAAAUAAUUUAUUGAACACAUAGGUUUAUAUUAACAGUUUAUCUACAGAUAGUCUUAUUAAUCUUGAUUCAAAAAUUAGACACGAUUUAUAUUAUAAGUAUAGAGCACAUACAUUCAACGAUAUUCAUAGAGAUAUAUAAAUUAGAUAAUAUAAUCAAUAAAAUGAGUGAAGAAUUUUAGCUUUUUUGGCGAUGAAUAAUGCUUUUCAGCAUUUUUGUAGAUCGAUAGUUUGAGAACUAGUAUUAAAUUAAUUUAUAGAAUAUUACUGAUCUUCUUUUUCAGAUAUCCUUGUAAGAGUGCUAGAUUUGUGAUUCCCUGCCUUAGAUAUUUAAUUAGGUCACAGUAAGUAAAACAAUUAGAUCUAAAACUUAUUUACGGGGACCACCUCCUUCGAUGGGAGAGUUCUGAGUUAUGUUUUAGGAUGGAUGUUUAUAAUAGAAGGGAAGCUUCAAUGCUGCUUUGAGUAAAUUUAAGAAUUUCGAAUUUUAGCUUUAAUCCGUAUGAAGAUUAGCUUUUCGUAAAACCCAUUUCUAUGAGAGAGAGUUGUGAAUCGAUUUUAAGAUUUCCGUUGUUUGUUUUCAGUCUUAGUGUUUCCUUAUUAAUGUAACCUGAUGUGUAAAGACGGGGAAAUUUACACAUAUUAGUGGUAAGGCUUCUCUGCACUGUGGAAGCUUAGACCAAUGAAAUUCGCAAAAAGCGCACAAGCGUUGUCGUAAUUUAAUUAGAAGAUCUACUACGAAAUAACUUGUAAUCUUUCAUUAAAAAAACUCACUUAAAUAUUCAUCGUCAUAAAGUACGGGUCGCACAACAAUUAGGGGAAGAAUUGAUGUAUGCCCCGUACGAUUAAAAUAUUCACCGUCAUUUUCGAAUAACGCAAGUCGUAAAAAAAUAAGCUAUUUGUAUUUUUAAAAUGAAUAACUAUGCUCACAAUCUGAUAUUAUAU